This is a messenger RNA of Dreissena polymorpha, 7348 nucleotides long. RefSeq names its product dentin sialophosphoprotein-like. Gene Ontology annotation, molecular function: mRNA binding. Lineage: Eukaryota; Metazoa; Mollusca; Bivalvia; Myida; Dreissenidae. The coding region runs from base 47 to 2545 and encodes 832 amino acids. The record is from RefSeq and is a predicted model, not a curated record. The transcript has 8 exons. Gene Ontology annotation, cellular component: nucleus; ribonucleoprotein complex; cytoplasm.
CACACGGGGCCCGCAUACACGUGAGCUUGCAGCAGGUCAUGCAAGGAUGGCUUCUUCAGUUAGAGUGUAUGAUACAUAUUCCGUGUUUGUCGGCAAAAUCCAUCCAGACACAAAAAGGGUUCAUUUGAAGGACCUGUUCCAACCAUGUGGAGAGGUUGUAGACAUUGCAAUUAUUCACAGACCAGAAAAUGAAUACGCUUUUGGGUUUGUGCGAUUCUCUGACCCCUCUGCAGUUUACAGGGCAGUGAGUGAGCUGAACAGAUGGGAGCUUAAUGGAACAAAUCUGGUUGUUGAAGUAUCCAAAGACACCAAGGAAAAACUUGCAAAUGGCAAUUCCAGCCAAGUACCAACUCGCAAACGUGAAACCAACAGGAAGACAUUGAGUUCUAGCAGCGACCAUAUCAAUGACACCAUGAACUUUUGUCGCCUUCAGGAGGCUGUCACAGCCUUGAACCUUGAACAUCCAAAUGGUGCUAAUUUACCGUUGGACAAAUUAGUCGAUUCCAUGAAGAAGAUGUCUGGAGACCGGAAUCCUUCACUGUUGGGAAGCUUAAGCAAACCAGUGUCCACAUUCGAAGAUGUUUCCAAAUCUCUUAGGCAAAAAUCUGUCCAGAUGGGUUUUAGGGAAGAAUUCGGGAACUCACUGAGUGCCGAAUAUCUGACUGCACUCGGUUCACUUCUGACACGUAUAUCCAAGUAUACAGAUGUGGAAAACUUGUUGAAAGGGGAUGACAUGUCUGCUGCAGGUGGUGAAAAAACCUUGUUCAAAGAGGAUAAAAUCUCAGAAACAGGUUGUGAAUAUGUUUUAGAAGAAGAUAACCUGUCAGAUACAGGUUGUGAACACUCGUUAAAAGAAGAUAAUCAAUCACAGCUGUCUUUACUUGAGAAUGAAGAAUCAGAGCAACCAAAAAUGUCUUCUAACAGGAACCUUAUGUCAUCCAUGUUGGAUGAACCUUAUGCUUAUAAGAGCGCUACUAGUAACUAUGACAACAAAAGUCAGUAUCAUCUCAAGGACAUGAUUUCUGAUUCAGGGAUGUCUUUUGUUAAAAGUCAGAGUGUCAAAUAUUUUAGCAAAGCUCUUGCUGAUAGAGGAGAAGAGUUAAAUCAAGAGGUUUUGCUGAAAAGAAUUACUGAAUCACUGCCUAGCAGUGAAAUUCAAAACGAAGAACCACCUGAAAGUGAUCGACAACUUAUUAAUUCUGUUUCAGAAGUUGUUAGUUGCCUGUCUUCUCAAGGUGUCAAUUAUUUAAAUGAAGAAAAACAGUGUGUAAAUAAGUUUUCAUCACAAGACACUUUGAGUAAGCCACGAAACUGCUUGUCAUUGAAUGGAAAACUUAAUGAUGGAUACAAAUCUUGUAGUGGCGUGACUAGCAUUCCUGUUCCAAACGUUGGGACCAGUAACUCCGAUGAUCUUAUUUCCGAUGAUCCUGCCAUAUUGGAUUUCCAUGUGUCACCUCGAAGUAUGCUAGCAGUCCCAGACUCAAUUCAGAAAAGACAACAAAAAGAAAGUUUUGGUGCUCAUGUUGAAUAUGAUGCAGUAAAGACAGAACAUAUAGGUAUUGAGAAGGUGAAAUCUCAAAUGCAAAAUAUCACAUAUAGCUCAUCAAACUCUGGCUCAAAAUUACAAAGAUCAGAUUCAACAGACUCACAAUUUCAUAGAUCCAAUUCAUCAGACUCACAAUUUCAAAGAUCUGAUUCAUCAGACUCACAAUUUCAAAGAUCUGAUUCAUCAGACUCACAAUUUCAAAGAUCUGAUUCAUCAGACUCGCAAUUUCAUAGAUCUUAUUCAUCACACUCGCAAUUUCAUAGUUCUUAUUCAUCAAGAUCUGAUGAUUCAACUAAAGGAAAUCAUUUUGCUGAUUCUGGAAUAGAGUCUGACUCCUUCAGCCCAACUAGCCACGUUUCAGUGAAACACUCAUACCCGUCAGACUGUGUUAUGGCCUCACACAAUUUCAGCCAAUCCCGUGUCUCAGGAAGACAGGCUGGCAAUCGACGAAAGUUCCUGCCUGAUAAUCAUCCUCAGAGGCCACAUGAAUUCAAUCAGCAACUCUACAUAGAAAAGAAUAAAGGCAGAGGUAGAAGUACUGUCUCAGUGCAGUCUUCAGAUCGAGGUCUUCAGAUUGUGGGUCGAGGGAUGCAAAUUAGCAGUAGUCCAGCCUAUGCAAGUUGUCAGUUUAGUGCAAAAGUGGCAAAUACCGUACAAAGUGCCAAUAAAGCAAUCAUUCCAUUUGGGGAAUCCGGGCGCGAAAACAAGGCAAUGGGAGUUGGUCGCGGUUUCAAAAAUCUUGUACUUUGUAAGGAUGAUAGCAAGAAUACCAGAUUCACCAAGGGAUGUGACCUUACAGUGCUUGGUGUGUGCCAGAAACUGCCAGGGCUCGUAAAUGGCGAAGAUUCAUGUCACAGUCCUGUUCCAUUAGUGCCGGCCAUGUGUACUCAUAGGCUGGACUGUGAUGGAAAUGAAAGUAGCCUAACAUCCUCAUUGGUUAACUCUCAUCUCAGCCUUGGAGUAAGAGGGGUUGGUCGUGGUUUCUCCAAUAAACUGUGAUUUUCUAUCUGACAUUUACAUCCUUCGCUACAGAUUCAGAAAAUCCUCAUGAAAAAUUUAACAUAUUUCUACUUAGGAGUGUGAAUUUUUGCAUGUUUACUUUUGUUUCUAUUUUCUAGUCAAUUGUUACAGACAAUAAUGCUUUCUUGCAUUUUAAUUUCAUAAGUUUGUUUAUUCAUUUGAGUGAGGCAAGACUUGCUAACUUGCUUUCACAGUAAAAAUUGUUGACCAAAUAUUUUUUAGGUUAACAUGCACACAUGUAAUUUUAUCACAUUGAAUACUUUGGAAUUACUUGUAUUUCAGGGUUACAAAGUACACAUAAUUUCAUUUGGGAUAUAUUCCAAGUGUUUUAGCUGCGGGGGGGAUUUGAUGUAAUACCAUAUCCGGUAAAACAACAGUGGAAUGUCCCAUUAUGACCGCUUGUUUUAUUUCAAUAAAUGCAUGCACUUGUCAGUACUGGAAUAGGCUAUUAAUUGGCAGGGGAUCUAAAGCCACGUUCUAAAUAGACCGUAUUAUUAGUGCUCACAAUUGUAAUGUAUGCUACUUUGUAGUGUGAAGGUUAUCAGAUUCAUUCGCUAAUACAAACCUUACAGUAUUGAGUUCUGUAUGCAUACAGUUUUUUUGUGAAUAGAUAGAUAUCCAAUGUAGUAACAAUUUUUAUUUAAAAAAAUAUUCUUACAAAUCAUGACAAUAAAUGUGUUUAAGAAUCUCACAAACACAAACCUAUGCCUUUUACAGAUGUGACAUUGGUAAAUAUUAAGGGUACUCAUAAAUUCGCACAAUAGCUGGAGCCUGAAAAUGUUACCUUCAAAAUUAGUGAUUCCACAGUAAUUUAACGAAAUUUUAUUUAAAUUUAUAAAAAUUAAAUGCAAUUAAAUAAGACUUGUUGUACAGAUAGAUAUUUAAAGCGUUCAGUAUCACAUUGUGUAGAAAUGUAAUAAACAAAUGUAUGCAUAUGUCCCUAAAAUCUUUAAAUAUUAUUUAGUGUUAAGGGCUAGUGGAAGCCGUUUUAUCAUUUAAUUACACUUUAAAUCAAAAUCUUUAUAUGUUUCUUAUCCUAUCUUAUUGUGUAGUAAGGUAAAUAACAAAUUGAUGAACAAGGCAUUCCAGUCUUGAAAACUAUCAUACUUAUAGACAUAGAGAUGUUUAAUUCAAAUAAUCUUUAUUUCAAAGCCCUUUUCUCUGUCCUAGCAAAUUCCAAAUACCAAGAUUGGACAAUCUUUUAACAAAUCACAUUCACCACACAUUUCAAAUACAAGCCAUUAAUAUAGCUUAAACAGUUAUUUUCUGUUUAGUGCUGAAGUAAGCCAGCCUGAGGGUAUGAUUUGAUUGACCUAAAAUGUGCAAUUUCUUAUGUGUUCAAACAUGUAUACAUUGAUGUUUCUGCCCGAACUUUAUUGAACGCUGUAUUUUGUGAAUUGGAAUAAGACAUCAAACUGAGAAUAGGCAUUAUUUUGGUGAUUUCCUCGAACUAAACUGUUGAUUUCAUGUGUGGUUAUGUAUUUUAUUAUCAUAACCUCUUUUCCAUGACUUUCAUUAAUAAUAAUGGUAUGUUUUAUCGUUCGGACUAUAUUUUGUGCAUGCAUGAGCACUUUGUCAUUGUUUUUUACAAUAUUAAAAAAAAAUCCAAUAUAACAAACAGUUUUGAAGCAAAAUAAAUUUCUAUGAUGCAAUUUGUAUAUGCAAGUGUCUACUUUACCUUUAAUUUGUCAAAAUUAAGACAUACAAGAGAUAAAACUACAUAUGAUACAUUUUUUAACAAAUAUUUAUUCCAAGAUUGAUGUCUUAUUCCAACCUCAUGUAAUAUUUUUUUCUGUUUUAGCUGGUUCUCUAGUCUGGUUCAUAGCAAAAUUUGAUAUCUAAUAAUGUCUAGCAUUUUUACAGGCUACAGACAUAAAUCAAAAUCAUCAGGUUUUUACAUUCAUCAUUCAUUGAUACUUUUCACCACAUGUGUUUAGAAUUAUUUGUUAAAAUUUAACAGAUUUUGAUAUUUGAUAUGUUGAAGAUUUUCAAGUAACUAAUGAUCAGCUAACUCAAAAUAUAUAUUAAUAAAUAUGUUGUUUUUCCACCACAAUGUUACAUGACUGAAUGAUUUACAUUCAAUUAACACAAUUACUAUUGUGUUUGUCUGUCAUUAUAUAUUUUUUGCGCAGUAACUUUUUAUUUUCUUUAAAUAUUUUCAUGUUACUGCAGAGUGUAAUUUCGUGACAAAGUCUUGUCUGACAAAGACAAUUUAUCAAGUAUCAAAUAUAUAAAGUAUUUCCAGUCUUUUCAGUACAGCUAUGCUUGGAAGAACCUCUCGUAUCCCAUAGCUCCCAUGAUGGUUUGCCAAUAUAAUCUUUGAUAUAUUUUUGAAGUCAUUUGGAAAAUUAAGGGUCAAUCCAAUACACAUAAUGACAUCCUAUAAAUUAUUUUCUGUUGAUUACAUACAAUUGCUGAUGUGCCCCAUUUUCCAAUAUUACAUUAAUUCAGUUUCAAAUGCAAGCAUACAUCUGUGUAAAAGGUCGAUGUCUCACUAGAACAUCAAUACUUAAUAGCUUCAUUCGAUGGCUUUUUGUGCCUCCCUUCGAAGAAGAGGGGGUAUAUUGUUUUGCACAUGUCGGUCUGUCGGUAAGGUCCGUCGUUCGGUCCGUCCACCGAAUGGUUUCCGGAUGAUAACUCAAGAACGCUUACGCCUAGGAUCAUGAAACUUCAUAAGUACAUUCAUCAUGACUCGCAGAUGACCCCUAUUGAUUUUCAGGUCACUAGGUCAAAGGUCAAGGUCACAGUGACUCGAAACAGUAAAAUGGUUUCCGGAUGAUAACUCAAGAACGCUUACGCCUAGGAUCAUGAAACUUCAUAGGUACAUUGAUCAUUACUUGCAGAUGACCCCUAUUGAUUUUCAGGUCACUAGGUCAAAGGUCAAGGUCACGGUGACUCUAAACAGAAAAAUGGUGUCCGGAUGAUAACACAAGAACGCUUGCGCCUAGGAUCAUAAAUCUUCAUAGGUACAUUGAUCAUGACUCGCAGAUGACCCCUAUUGAUUUUCAGGUCGCUAGGUCAAAGGUCAAGGUCACAGUGACUCAAACCAGUAUGAUGGUUUCCGGAUGAUAACUCAAGAACACUUACGCCUAGGAUCAUGAAACUUCAUAGGUACAUUGAUCAUGACUCGCAGAUGAUCCCUAUUGAUUUUCAGGUCACUAGGUCAAAGGUCAAGGUCACGUUGACUUGACACAGUAAAGUGGUUUCCGGAUGAUAACUCAAGAAAGCUUACGCCUAGGAUCAUGAAACUUCAUAGGUACAUAGAUCAUGACUUGCAGAUGACCCCUAUUGAUUUUCAGGUCACAAGGUCAAAGGUCAAGGUCAUUGUGUCUCGACACAGUAAAAUGUUUUCCGGAUGAUAACUCAAGAAGGCUUACGCCUAGGAUCAUGAAACUUCAUAGGUACAUUGAUCCUGACUCACAGAUGACCCCUAUUGAUUUUCAGGUCACUAGGUCAAAGGUCAAGGUCACAGUGACAAAAAACGUAUUCACACAAUGGCUGCCACUACAACUGACAGCCCAUAUGGGGGAUCAUGCAUGUUUUACAAACAGCCCUUGUUAGUGUUAUGAGUGUUUGUUUUUUGCCAUUUUAACUGUUACAGUAGUUGAUUGUGCCAGGCAAUACAGAAAGAGGUAAAGAGAAAAAUAGGGCAUUCAUAUACAUGUACAUUCUUCCAAUCAGACUUCAAAGGUUUAUUGCUCAAUAUCUGCAUACCUCAAAUUAUCUUUAUUGUGUGUCUAAAUUAGCCUCAUUAUUUGUGUUGUACUAGGUCUCAUUCAAUAGCCUCCAUUGUAAAUAAUCAAAACACUGCCUGCUUAAACAACUUAAAUGGCAUAGUCUGUAACAUUCUGUUGUUUUAAAUAUGAACAAAUUUUAAUGAUGCAAUAACUCUUUUGAUGCUUUUUAAUACGCCUUUAAAAAACAACGGGCAUAUUAAGGGAACAACUGUGGCGGUGGAUAAAAGAAUGUUGUCACCUAGCUGACCUUUAAGGUCAAUCUCUCUCAAAGUGGGAGAGUAAAAUAUGAUAAUUAUACUUCUUGUCAGCACUGUUUUAGCUCGACUAUUAUAUAUAAAAUAUAUAUAGUGGAGCUAUCCUACUCACCCCGGCGUCGGCGUUAGUGUGCAAAUGUUAAAGUUUUCGUACUACCCCAAUUAUUUUCUUUGUCCCUUGACAUAUUGCUUUCAUAUUUUGUAUACUUGUUUACCAACAAAACCCCAACCUAUAAACAAGAGCAGACAACUCUAUCAAGCAUUUUUUCAUAAUUAUGGCCCCUUUUCCACUAAGAAUAUGCAGCAAAUGUUAAAGUUUGCGUAUUACCCCGAAUAUUUUCAAUGUCCCUUGACAUAUUGAUUUCAUAUUUUGCAUACUUGUUUACCAGCAUGACCCCAACCUAUAAACAAGAGCAGACAACUGUAUCAAGCAUUUUGACAGAAUUAUUGCCCCUUUUAUACUUAGAAUAUGCAUAUUAUUGAUUAAUCAAUGUUAAAGUUUGCGUACUACCCCAAAUAUUUCCUAUAUCCUUUGACAUAUUGCUUUUAUAUUUUGCAUACUUGUUUACCAACAUGACCCCAACCUAUAAACAAGAGCAGACCACUGUAUCAAGCAUUUUGACAUAAUUAUGGCCCCUUUUAUACUUAGAUAAUUGAACAUUUUGCUUAAAUUGCCAUAACUUCUUUAUUUAUGAUCACAUUUUAUUAUUACGUUGACAAAACAACACUUACCUGAAUACCACAAUGGAUUCAACCAAAACAAUACCCCACGCCCCUACCCAGAAUCCAGA